Messenger RNA from Leopardus geoffroyi (Geoffroy's cat), 927 nucleotides. RefSeq names its product mitochondrial pyruvate carrier 1 (gene MPC1). Lineage: Eukaryota; Metazoa; Chordata; Mammalia; Carnivora; Felidae. The transcript has 5 exons. Gene Ontology annotation, cellular component: mitochondrial inner membrane. The coding region runs from base 113 to 442 and encodes 109 amino acids. Gene Ontology annotation, biological process: pyruvate import into mitochondria. The record is from RefSeq and is a predicted model, not a curated record.
CCCCGGGGGCGGGGGCGGGGGCGGCGUUCCCGCUGUUCGCUGGACUGGGUGUCAUUGGGCUCCGAGAAGCGGCGGCCGGGGCACUGCGGGGUGUCUGGUGUCGGGCACGGCCAUGGCGGGCGCGCUGGUGCGGAAAGCGGCGGACUAUGUCCGGAGCAAGGACUUUCGGGACUACCUCAUGAGUACGCACUUCUGGGGCCCUGUAGCCAACUGGGGUCUUCCCAUUGCUGCCAUCAAUGACAUGAAAAAGUCUCCAGAGAUUAUCAGUGGGCGGAUGACAUUUGCUCUCUGCUGUUACUCCUUGACGUUCAUGAGAUUUGCCUACAAGGUGCAGCCUCGAAACUGGCUUCUCUUUGCCUGCCACGUCACAAACGAAGUCGCCCAGCUCAUUCAGGGGAGUCGCCUUAUCAAACACGAGAUGACUAAAAAGGCAUCAGCGUAACAAGGGAAAAUGAAAAACCAGCUGUUGGAAGGGAAGCUAUGCCGCUGCUGAGUCAGUCUGCCUCACGAUAGGCUCGCUAAGGAAAACAGGCUGGCUACUAUUUUUACUAACCAGUUUUUCUAGAAAAAGCUGAGAGUCCCGAAGCCAACUCUCUGCUGCCUUACAAGUACCGAAUAUCUUACUUCUCUUCGUAAAGAGUAGCUCAAAAUAUGCCAUCAAUUUAGUAAUUCCCGAUGAUGGUCUUAUCUGCGGUAAUAUGGAUAGUACCUGUUAGAAUUUACUUAAUGAAAAACCGAAGAGAACAUCGUUUGUAAUUAUUAGCAUUUAAGUACUCAGAAUUCUUAACUGUAAUGACCACGAGACCCACGGCUGGCCACAUACUCCAAUCUCAUUGCCAAUGUUUUGAAAAAGUGUGUAUUUCCGUGCAGUGUGUAUAUUGAGCUGCUGGAACUUAAUGGCAAUAAAUGAUUUAAAUAUUUGUCAAA